Opisthorchis viverrini is the source of this 1410-nucleotide messenger RNA. RefSeq lists its product as hypothetical. The annotation marks the transcript as partial. The transcript is spliced from 4 exons. Gene Ontology annotation, molecular function: RNA binding. The record is from RefSeq and is a predicted model, not a curated record. Lineage: Eukaryota; Metazoa; Platyhelminthes; Trematoda; Opisthorchiida; Opisthorchiidae.
GCGAAUCGAUCAAGGGGGCGAAUUUGUAUAUUUGUGGACUUCCAAAAACCAUGACAGAAAACGAAUUGGAGAGGUUGUUUCAACAAUGCGGCAAAAUUAUCACCUCCAGGAUACUCUGUGAUAACAUUACAAAUCAAUCAAAAGGAGUUGGAUUCAUCCGUUUUGAUCAGCGACAUGAGGCAGAAUUGGCCAUACAACGAUUCAAUGGUUAUCGAAUCAACGGUUCGAGUGAUGCCCCGUUGGUGGUCAAGUUUGCCAACCUCCCCACAACCGUGAAAACGUCCGGCCCGACAACACCCUCAUCGACUGUGGCAUAUCCCGAUGCCCUGACGGCGUUAUUACCCAACUUGUUUGAUUUGAAUAAGCUUGCUCUCGGCGGUUUCGCUCUAAAUCCGACCACGCUCACCAACACCAUCUUGUACAGGGAUCCGAACGCAGAUAUCCUGGAAAUACUGAACGCCAACCAUCAGAUGACAACAUCCUCAAAUGCAACUUCACAAGUCUCAUCCAUACCGAACACACCAAUCGGGAAGUCGAUGAAGAGAGUCGGUGGUCCGGUGCACAGUUCGGCAACACAUCGUCUACGCUUCAAUCCCCUUGAUGGCUGUGCGAUUCCCGUGCAAAUCAACCCUUUUGAACAGUCCAGUCUUAAUCAGCUUAGCAGUUUGACUUCCUCUCCUGCCGCGGCAAGUGGAUUGAAACUUAUUUCUAACAAGUAUCCCGAACAAGAUACAGCUACGCUGUCCCUGGCGGCCGCUUUGGUCUCAGCUGCCAAAUCUUCAACUGAUCCGCUUCCUGUGCAGACCUUCCCAGCACUGUCAGGACUCGCGCAGCAGCCACAGAUGACAGGAGGAAUGAGUCCGCAGUGUUUGACAGCCGCAAAUUACGACCCAAACCUAGUGACAUUCUGCUCCAUGCUCCCACUAGAAGCCUUUGUUGGUCUGUCAGACCCUCUGGGACGAGCAACCCCCAUGCCGCUGUUCACCCAUUCUGACCCAUACAUCCAGCAGUUGGGUCAGGCGGUGGCCAAUCGACCAGAUAUGUUACCAUCGUCCAUGACUUUCGCCAACGGUCUAGGAGAUCACACAACAACACCGACAACAACAGCAACGUGCACAGCCUCUACGUUGGCUUCCUUCAACCAAACGCUGACAACCCUGCCACCGUCUUCUGUCCUGGGCACUCAGACAGCUCUGGUCAAGGUGGAUGGCUUGCAGCCGAACACAGAUGAGUCGGUCCUGUGGCGAUUAUUCUCCACGUUUACCGGCGUUCUAUCAAUACAAAUCGACCGGGCAGGUGUCUACUCGGCCGAUACGUCGUCGCUGAUGGAUCAGGAGUCGUCACGAACAGCCUACGUGCUAAUGGCCCAGGCAGACCAGGCCAGAUUAGCGGCACAGUACCUGAAUGGGU